Nasonia vitripennis (jewel wasp) is the source of this 1310-nucleotide messenger RNA. RefSeq lists its product as uncharacterized. The transcript is spliced from 3 exons. The coding region runs from base 689 to 1228 and encodes 179 amino acids. Lineage: Eukaryota; Metazoa; Arthropoda; Insecta; Hymenoptera; Pteromalidae. The record is from RefSeq and is a predicted model, not a curated record.
AUACUACCACCCAUGCACCAAUUCGUUGCUGCAGGCGACAUCUGGUUAAAAUCAACCGUAUUUGAACGAAGCCCUCUUCCGCAGGUUCUGACGGUAAAGAUGUACAAAAUUGUCCUUCGUUCCUUUUUUAUUGCAAAUCCAAUAUGUAAUUAUUGUAAAUAUUCUUUUUAUAGUAGAUGAUCAUUAUUUUCCAACAGUUUGUAGUCAAAAAAAACGUUUAAAGAAUUUAUAUUUUACAUUAGCAUAAAAAUAAUGUCGCUGAUUGUAACGAGAAUCCGUUAAACUUCAACUAAGAGUUUGUAUACACCCCGGUUAAUACCUGUUUUCUGUUACACUUGAAGUUGAUGAUCAAGUUCAACUGCUCAGGCAGGAUCGCAAACACUAUUCAUGUCUCAUGUAAACUCGGCUUAAUACGAUUCGAAAUUAGCAGGGGAUUUUCAUCUCAGGUUAUAUAUAUAUACAACACAUAUACUUCUCCAUUGCACAGUCGUGAAAAAGCUAGCGUUUUGCCUUCGGAUAUUUUGGCUUAAAGUUGAAAUAUUUAUCGACACAUUGCGUCAAAUCUGUAGUUUCAGUAGUUCGCAGUGUUUGAAAAACUGUAUAACGAUCGCUUUUUAAAGGUAUGGUCCUACGUGAAAAUCAGCUGUUACAUUAAAAGAACAAAAACAUCAACUAGUCAGCUGACACAAUGAAUGAAACUAGUCCAGUAACAACGGCUGGUCAAUACAUAGCGGAAUUUUUCGAAGACUUGGAAAGGACCACAGGAUUUAGACCGCAUGAGUUUCAGCCUGAAGCAUUACGGAAAAGAUUGAGACAAACUUUGAAUGAUUUAUACAGAUUGAAUCUUGGCCGAUCAGCACUGCAACACAUCAUGUCGAUAUGUCGAUUCAUAGUUAGAGUAUACCAAGGCGAAGACAUCGAUCUCGAAAGAUCCGUCGAAACUUUUGUCGAUGUACUGAAUAAAUAUGUAAUGGCUUUGAAGAGUAUGUUCUUACUUCAGUUUUCUCUGUUCUUGAUAGACGAAAGCGAUCAGAACAUGUUAAAAUACGUUAUCGCAGCUAUGUUCUUCGUAUUUGACUUUCUGUGUAAUAAGUUGAUUAUAAAGAGUGCUGAUAUGUUAAAAAGAUGGCUACCCAUACUAUUGAGAGCCUGCUGGAAUGUAGCUACAGAGUUUUAUUCAAGAUUCUCGGAUCUUUUGUUCAUUGGUCGAGCGAUGAUCGCCGCCUAAGCAAAAAUAAUAAGGCUCUAUGAAUAAACGUUGACUAUCUAACUUGCCUUAGGUGGCAGGUUAGUUAUUAUUAAAAAAGAGA